This is a messenger RNA of Pelobates fuscus (common spadefoot toad), 2448 nucleotides long. RefSeq lists its product as uncharacterized. The record is from RefSeq and is a predicted model, not a curated record. Lineage: Eukaryota; Metazoa; Chordata; Amphibia; Anura; Pelobatidae. The coding region runs from base 106 to 975 and encodes 289 amino acids. The transcript has 5 exons.
CCUCCCUGCGUGCUCGUUCUGGAGAUUUGGGAGCAGAAUUCAAACAGGAUUUGAAAAGAACAAGUUUGGAAUCCAUUGAGAACGGGGCUUUCUAGAAGUGCAGAUAUGUCGACCAUUUUGCAAAAUGUUGGCUGGAGAAACCACAGUCUGCUGGAGAAUUUAGAGGACAGCCCUCAGCCAGACAAAUUUAGGAAGAUACCCUCCUCAAGCUCGCUUAACACAUUGCGAAUGUCCUUGAGGAAGAGGAUGCCCUUAAAGCAGGUCGAUGUCAACCUAAAUGCCAUGCCAGAUUGGGACAGUGUGACGGGAAAAAGCAAACGGCACCGCAUGCAGGCUGUGACUUCUACAGCAAUGAACAUGUUUGGAGCUGUAUCUCAGAAAUUAAAGAAACCGUGCAAAAACCAGACUGCCUAUUUGUUGGCUUCUCCAGGCGAAGUUAAAAAUUCCAAAAGAAAAGCCAAAUCUCCUGAAAACGGUGGUAAACGUACCACACCAAGAACAACCAAGUGGCGUCCGCUAGAAGAUGCCAGCCCCAGAACUUGUUCCACCCUGAAAUCCAAGAAAAGCACCACACCACGAUCCAGCAGGGCUUCAAGCUCCCAGUGGAAAUGUUUUUCUAGCUUGGUUAGGAAAGACGAACUAAAUCUGAGAAGGUCUGUGAGAGCUGCAUCCUUAAAGAGCCCGUAUUCCUCACCUGCAACUCAAAUGAGGAGAAGGCAGUUUGACAAAGAUCUAGACACAGUCUCCACAGGGAUCCGGCAGCUAAAACGCCUCUCAAGACUUUUUGAUGAUGCCAUCUUGAAAGAAGAAAGAAAAGAAGCCAUACUGAACUAUCACAACUUAAUGGCCAACAACUUGCGCUGCACGCGCCCUUCUCGGCUGCCUUGGAGAAGGAGCACCAGAAAAUUUCAGCAUACAUUUGGAGCCUGGACGGAAAUUGCAUUAACCAGCAUCAGCAACAUUGGUGCACGUUGACGAUAUGCUGAGUUCUACUAUCGCUCUUUCUUUUUACAUGUUAAUAUAUGUAUUCCAUACAAGCUAUGCUUAUUAAGUAUAUGGCCAUAUUAUGCUUGAGUAUAUUCCAAAAGCAUUUAUGCUGCAAUUCCUAUUUGCGUGUUUUCAAGGCAGCUAUUUUUUUUAUAUAAAAAUGUUACUAUUCUCAGUCCAUUAGUCAGUUUGAUUAAAUGGCUAUUUUUUAAUAUAAACCAACGAAGGUAUUUUUAGUAUUACUAUUUUGUAUACUUGUUUAGGUAUUAUCCUUCGUAUACCUAAUAGAUAUAGCUUCUAUUGAUUUGUGAACGUCCAUUCAGGGAGAGAUUUUACAUGUUUUUCCAGAGCUCUCUGCUUACAAGUCAAUACAUUUAAUUGUUCAGUAACGAACUGAUGCAUGCCUAUUUAUUCAGUUAUUGCAUUACUUUCAUUGUAUGCACGCCUAGCUAGUUUAAUAUUGAUAGGCUAAUUUGGAUAUGUUACAUGUAUGAAAACAUAUUGGCAAACUCACCAGGAGAUCUGUAUCUAUCUAAUUUAUCUCAUUAUUAUGCCCACAGUUAAAAUCCUUGUGUAUGCUCUUUAAGCACAGUUGUUUUGGCUUAAAUGACUUCAAUUUAAAGAUUUAAUCUCAGGGUGUUAUGGAAUUCGACCUGGUGGAACUAUAGGUUGGCAGCACUACCAAUUCUUUAGUAGAUAUUGAUAAAGAAACGGUAAUGUCAAUUCCAAUAUGACAAGGGAUCAAUCAAGUAGUCUGAAAAUCUAGAUUGCUUUGACAAACCUGACUAAUUCUGUGUAGAUAAUGAAAUAUGAUACUUUAUGAUGUAAAUUGUUAUGACUGGAAGUUUUUAUAAUAUUUUUUCAGUAGCACAAACGUAAAAUAUUCUAAGCUGCUCAAUCCUAGAUUUCAGAUGUCAAUUGUACCCAGUUCUAUUAUAUAUUUUUGGGGGAAACAAAGUAAAACGUUAGGUUAUCUUUAUGGGUAUUUUUUUUACCCAUCCCUAAACAAAUCCUAACCCUUGCUUUAAAUACAUAGACUGGUUCAGCAAUUACAGAAGCAGGAACUGUUACAUUUGGCUGUCUAACUGUAACCUUGAAUUCUAAAAAUGCAUUGUACCUUGUGCCCAAGCUCUUACACUUAGCUACAUAGCACUAAGCCUAAUUCAGAGUUCUUAUGGAAAUAUAAGAAUAGGUGGAAGUCUAAAUCUAAAAUGUAAUUCUUUAAAGAGACACUAUAGGCACCCAGACCACUUUGUCUCAUUAAAGUGGUCUGGGUGCAAUGUCCCUGUCCCCUUAACCCUGUAAUGUUAAAUAUUGCAGUGCCUGAGAAACUGCAAUAAUUGCUUGCAGGGUUAAGACUGCCUCUUCCUGCUUGCUAGGUGACUUUUGGUCACCUAACUGGCUCUGGAUGUCCUCACGCUCUACAUGAGGACAUGCAGUGUCCAUAAAAUCUCCACAGGA